Molecule: messenger RNA, 1894 nt
Organism: Cyprinus carpio (common carp)
Lineage: Eukaryota; Metazoa; Chordata; Actinopteri; Cypriniformes; Cyprinidae
Gene: arl11
Product: ARF like GTPase 11
Biological process (GO): intracellular protein transport; vesicle-mediated transport
Cellular component (GO): cytoplasm
Molecular function (GO): GTPase activity; GTP binding
Source: RefSeq, a predicted model, not a curated record
GAAGAUGUUCAGGCAAAAGGAAACACCCAUACUAGGCAGAAAUGUGGCAAAACAUCUCUGAAGAGAACCUCAGAUUAUUAAAUUCGACAGACUGCAAUUUACAAUCGCAACUUCAUUGUGCUGUUAUUCCUUUCGAGCCGAAUUUCACCAAACUGGUCAGCUCCCGACACCGUCAGUUGUUUUAUUAAUAGUGAGUAAAAUUAUUUAUUUCAGUGAAUGUAAUCGAUUAGACAUCAUAAUAUUUAGGCUAUAAUGUUAUAAAUCUGGUGCUGGUGAUGUAAUAUGUAAAUGAUAUGCGUGCGGCACGUGAGACUUGCUCUUGGACCACAGCGCGGCCCGCUGGAAAAAAAAAAAGGUUGAGAACCACUGAUCUAUAGCCACUCAGCAGAAGAACAUACCGUAAAAUAUUAGAAUAAACAUUAAUAUUUUUAUAUAGGUUUCUGCGUUUUAACUUAGCAGUAAACAUUCAAAUAUAUUCAAAAUAUUUAUUUUCAUAUUUUAUACACAUUACAUAUUGUCAAGUCAUAGCGUCAGGAUGGUUUGCAUUAUUUACAGUACAGUUCAGUUUCUAGGAUCCCGGAGCAGGUUGGCCCACGUAACAAAGUUGACAAACCUGUUUAAAAAUGUGGAUCGACUAGUCGAGCUGAAACACACGGUCAGUCUUGAGCUAUAGUUUCAGAGACAUAUAGCCAUUCAUAAAGCGUCGCUUCUGCUUUGCAUACGAUUUCCCUCGAAAGAAAAAAAAACAGAAGUCGCUGAGUGAAAUCAAGGAUUCUGCCUGAUGCCAGUCCAAACCUGCCGAGAUACAGACAACAAGAGUCUGUAAGUUCAAUCUGAAAAGCGUCUCACACAUCAGGAUGGGUGCCAUCAAGUCUAAGCAGUUUAAAAAGACUCCUCAGGUUCUCCUUAUGGGCUUGGAUUCGGCUGGGAAAUCUACUUUGCUGUACAGACAGCAGCGUGGUGUGGUGAUGGAGACCUCGCCUACUGUGGGCUUCAAUGUUGCGACUGUACAGCUGGACAAGAAGACCUCACUGUCCGUGUGGGAUGUUGGGGGACAAGGAACCAUGAGGCCCAAUUGGAAAUACUACCUAGAGGGAUGUAAGGUGCUGGUCUUCGUGGUGGACAGCAGUGAUCGUGCCAGGAUGGGAGAAGCUCAGAAAGCCCUGAAGAAGAUUCUGAGUGAUGAGCAUUUGAAAGGAGUUCCCCUGAUGGUGCUGGCUAACAAAAAAGAUCUGCCAAACUCUCUGACUAUUAGAGACGUGUCUAUAUUGCUGGAGCUGGAUAGUUACACGGAUCGGGUGUGGGAGAUCCAAGCUUGCAGCGCCCUGAAGGGACUGGGUCUCCAACAAGCCUUUCUCUCUAUAGCUAAACUAAUGCAUAAAGCAUAAGUGAGAUACUAUCUAGCUAACUUGGCAAUACAGCGAAUGGAGUUCAAACUUGACAGUCUCCUUUUAUCGAAGCGUAAACUUAAUAACAAGCAAAAUGAAGGUUUGAUCAUGGUACUGUCAUACUAAGACCAAGAAUGUUGGGAAAUAAUUGACUGAUUGAACUACUGCACUUGUUUACUUUUGUUAUAUGUGCUGCAAAUAUCAUAUUUAAGUUUUAUUUGUCUUCAUGUGCUGCACUUCUAGCGUGUGCACUGUAAUUGCUGCAAACAUCUUUUCCUUUGUAAUGAAUGCCAUGUUACCGUGUGAAGACUGAUUUGGAAACCAAAGUGAUUUUGAUGAGAAUCCUGUGAUACAUACAUUUUGAUAUCGGAAACUUUAUUGAAGAAAAUUCAUAGAAAUCAGGUGGUUUUAAAUGCAGUUUCGGUUUUAGGAAACACUUUACAAUAAGAUUCAAUUUGUCAACUCAAGUUAACUACAUUAGUUAACAUGACUUGUAAGUGUUUAAA